This is a messenger RNA of Budorcas taxicolor (takin), 5797 nucleotides long. RefSeq names its product glutamine and serine rich 1 (gene QSER1). Bases 16 to 5226 code for a protein of 1736 amino acids. Lineage: Eukaryota; Metazoa; Chordata; Mammalia; Artiodactyla; Bovidae. The transcript is spliced from 11 exons. The record is from RefSeq and is a predicted model, not a curated record.
AAAGAAUCUUCAGUGAUGAGUUUUCUCUCUGCUGUUGAAUCUCGAACUGCUCAGGCUGCUUCUUCAGGAACUACUCUCUUACCACAAUUCAGGGCCCCAUCCUGGCAGACAGGUAUGCAUUCCUCAGCACCAACUGAGCUGUUUGUUACUGGACCUUUGCCAACCACUGGAACACUUCCAUCCCCUGCCCUCCCUGCUUAUCAGCAUCCUGCCACCUUCAGCAAUAGAAACUUUGCUACCACCUCACCUUUGGUGCUUCAGGAUUCAACUUUUAACACUACAUCAAAUGGAAUUUUAAGUCCUCAUGAUCCUUUGCUUCAAAUCAAGACUUCCCAGGGAACUGUUCCAACUGCUUUGACAUUUGAGCGCCUGGGCAGUUCUGCGAUAAGUAACAGCAUACCACCUCAGUCUUCAACGUACCGCUCAGCUCAAGAGUCUGCACCCCAUCUUUUACAACCUCAGUUUAGUUUGUUGCCUUCAGCACUUGGAGGAGCUCAGCAAACUCCUCAAGCCUAUGGUUCAACUCUCUUUACUAGUUCUACUGCUUCCAUUGAAAGAGCUCUUCUCCGAGAAUGUAGUGUUAUUAAACACCAUCAGCGGCCUUCAGGUACCCAGUCUAUUCAGGCACAACUGACUGGUUCACAGCAUUCCUUACACGGUUAUCUAUCAAAUGCAAGUGGGGUUAAUUUUCAGGAAACAAGCAGGCAGUCAUCUUUAUCCUGUAGCCCAAUUGGAGAGUCUACUCAGGUGAGCAAUGGAGGAUUGCAACAGAAGCCCUCCCAGGUCUCAGUGGAACUUGCUCAGUCCUAUUCAUCUGCAAUUCCAUCAUCAGGGUAUCCUCCUACUGCAAAAGUAAAAAGCUGUUCUACAAAACAACCACUAGCAUCAGCCAAGUCCCCCAAACCUCCAAGUAUAAUUCCUCCUGUGCAAACACUAAGCUAUUCCAAACCUUUACAUAACCAGAGUUCUGUAAUAUCAGGCCAAGCACAAAUUUAUUCUACAGCGCAGCUACCAAGCCUUUUAUCAGUCAGUCAGUCUCAAAAUUAUGGUUUAGUACAGCCACAUAAUGUGCCAUCUAUUGUUCAUUCACAGGUUUAUAGGUCCAGCAAAGUUGAGAAGUUGCCAUCCUUGUAUAAAACAUUGACUUUCUCUGGCUCAUCUCAGACUAUCACUUCUGAAAACUCAACACUUAAUUAUUCUUCCAAUCAGCAAGAGGUGUUAUCUUCGGUUACUAAUGAGAAUUACCCUGCUCAAUCAAGAGAUCCGUCUUCAGAUAGCCAGUCUCAGAGUUACUCAUCUGGUCAUUCUCAGGGUUUAUCACCAGUCAGCCAGACACAGGUUAGCUUUUCAUCUCAGUCACACGUUUUGCCAGUUGUUAGUCCUUCAGAAAGCUAUGCUUCAGGUCAGUCCCUGACAUUAACAGCCCCUUCUCUUUCUUAUUCUUCUGCCUCUCGGGCUCAGAAUGUGCCAGAUGCUAGUCCAACUCAGAAUUUUAUUUCUAUGCAUUCUUCCCCAAAUGCUCAGACCCAAGGGUCAUCCUCUCCCCAGUCUCAAAAGUUCUUGCCUGCUGUCCAGUCAUCAUCUUUUGCGACCUCUACUCAUUGUCAGACCUUACAGAAUAACCUACCUUCCCCUGAUCCAAAGUCUUAUGCUGAAAGAAAACUUGACUCAAAUGUUUAUACGUCUUCAAAACAAGAGGAUGAUUUUCCAAUACAAGAGUUACAGGUAUUACAGCCACAAGUAUCUCUUGAGUCAUCAACCCAAAGGCUGUCUGAGGGGGAAAUGAACGUUCCAGAGUCAGCUUAUAAGGUGUCAAAGGCAGAUGACAGAUAUUCUCAGAGCAUAAUCAGAAGUAAUUCCUGUCUUGAAGAUCAGGUGGUUGGUAUUGCUCUACAAGGGUCUAAAAAAGAAGAAAACAUAGUUGGUUCAAUGACACAACUUAACCAACAAAUUGGCCAAGUCAAUAGUUCUGCAACCCUUGAUAUUAAGAAGACAACUAAUUUAAUGCAAACUCCACAAAUACGGUUGAAUAAUAAAGACCUAAACCAGCAGCAUUCUCUUAUACAGAAGGUACAUGAAGCCAAGGUCCAGGAGCAGCAUGAUCAAAUAAUUAAUGCCUCAUCUCAGAUUCAAAUUCCAAACAAUGCUUUAGGGCAUGGCCAUCAGGCAUCUCUUCCUAAUACACAGGUCCUUUUAGAUUCUGCCUGUGAUCUACAAAUUCUUCAGCAGUCAAUACUGCAGGCAAGUUUAGGACAAAUAAAGACAUCUUUACAGGUACAGCGUGUUCAAAGUCCUCAACAGAUAGUACAUCCUUUCCUUCAAAUGGAUGGUCAUAUUAUUCGGAGCAAUGGCGAACAUUCUCAGCAGCAACUCCAUCCUCAAAAUUCUGAAAUUAUGAAAAUGGACCUUUCUGACUCUUCAAAACCAUUACAGCAACAUCUGAUAACAAAGGGCCAUUUUAAUGAAACAACUCAACAUGAUUCAAAGAAUCAUUUUGUUUCUCUGGGAUCAAUAUGUUUCCCAGAGGCAAUGCUCCUCAGUGAUGAGAGAAAUAUUUUAUCAAAUGUGGAUGAUAUCUUAGCAGCUACAGCAGCAGCUUGUGGGGUCACACCUUCUGAUUUCUCCAAGUCAACUUCAAAUGAAACCAUUCCUGCUGUUGAAGAUGGUGAUUCUAAAUCUCAUUUUCAGCAGUCAUUAGAUGUUGGGCAUGUGACAUCUGAUUUUAACUCCAUAGCAGCUACAGUAGGAAAGCCACCAAAUAUAAAUGACAUUUCCUUAAAUGGAAAUCAAGUUACUGUAAACCUUUCACCAGUACCUACUCUUCAGUCAAAGAUGACUCUUGAUCAACAGCAUGUUGAAGUACCUGGUCAAAAUAAAGCUUCUAAAGUAACUUCACCAGUAGUCGGACCAGGUCAUGAAGUCCAGGAGCAAAGUUCUGGUCCAUUCAAGAAACAGUCUGCAGCCAGUCAUGAACCUGAAGAAGACAGUGAAGUUGCUAUUGAUAGUACAUUAAGUAAUAACAGAAAUCAAGAAUUCGUUUCUAGUAGUAGAAGCAUAAGUGGAGAGAGUGCUACAUCGGAGAGCGAAUUCACUUUAGGUGGUGAUGACAGUGGUGUGUCGGUGAACUCCUCUAGGAAUACACUUGCAGUGUUGGCCAUGGCCCAGCCUGGGGAGACAGUCAGUGUCAAGAUGGAAGAGGAAAACCAAGAUUUAAUGCAUUUUAACCUCCAGAAGAAGAAAACUAAAGGAAAAGGGCACACUAAAGAGGAAGACAGCAGUCAUCAGAAACAGCUGAAAAGACCUGCCCAAGGCAAACGCCAGAAUCCAAGGGGAACAGAUAUAUAUUUACCGUAUACUCCCCCUUCCUCAGAAAGCUGCCAUGAUGGUUAUCAGCAUCAAGAAAAAAUGAGACAGAAGAUCAAAGAAGUAGAGGAAAAACAACCAGAAGUCAAAACUGGAUUUAUUGCCUCUUUCUUAGAUUUUCUGAAAUCUGGGCCCAAACAGCAGUUUUCCACUCUUGCUGUGAGAAUGCCUAACAGGACUAGGCGACCAGGAACACAGACCGUUCGUACAUUUUGUCCCCCACCACUUCCAAAGACCGCAGCUGCGACACCCACACCUUUAGUGUCUGAGGCUGGGGCUAACAGUCCAUCAGAAAAACUUGAUAACGAACUUAAAAACUUGGAGCAUUUAUCUUCACUUUCUUCGGAUGAAGAUGAUCCUGGAGUAUGCAGUCAUGAUAUUUACAAAAGCAGCUCUACUACCUUAAAUACUUCAGACGCUACUUCUGAUAAAAAGAAGAAAACAGAAGCCACACAGGUGGCGACUGCUAGCACAACUGCCAUCGCUACUGGUACUGCCGCUACUUCCUCCACCGCUGUGGGUGCAGUUAAGCAAGAAACUCUCUACUCUCCUCCAUCUGCAGCAAAGACCCCAGAAAAUAUAAACUCUUCAGAACCCCCAAAGUCCAUCGAACUUGACGGUCUUCUUUCAGACCAGUUUGCCAAAGGACAGGACACUGUUGCCAUAGAAGGUUUUACAGAUGAGGAGGACCCAGAAAGUGGAGGAGAAGGCCAGUACAGAGAGCGUGAUGAAUUUGUGGUAAAGAUAGAAGACAUAGAGACUUUUAAGGAGUCUUUAAAAACAGGAAAAGAACCCCCAGCUAUUUGGAAAGUACAAAAAGCCUUAUUACAGAAGUUUGUUCCUGAAAUUCGAGAUGGGCAAAGAGAAUUUGCUGCUACAAAUAGUUACCUUGGAUAUUUUGGAGAUGCAAAGAAUAAAUACAAAAGGAUAUAUGUGAAGUUCAUUGAAAACACUAACAAAAAGGAGUAUGUCAGAGUAUGUUCCAAAAAGCCAAGAAAUAAACCUUCACAAACUAUCAGAACUGUUCAGGCUAAGCCAAGUAACAGCAGUAAAACUUCUGAUCCUCCAACACCAAAAACUGCAACAACAAAAGCCCCUUCCAUGAAACCCAAAGUUAAACAGCUAAAAGUAAAGGCUGAGCCACCACCAAAGAAAAGGAAGAAAUGGAAAGAAGAAUUUUCAUCAUCCCAAUCUGACUCAUCUCCUGAGAUCCACUCUAGUAGUAGUGAUGAUGAGGAGUUUAAUCCUCCAGCUCCUUUUGUCACUCGUUUUUUGAACACAAGAGCAAUGAAGGAAACCUUUAAGAGUUACAUGGAAUUGCUUGUCAGCAUUGCUUUGGAUCCUGACACAAUGCAAGCCUUAGAGAAGAGCAAUGAUGAGCUACUUUUGCCUCAUAUGAAAAAAAUAGAUAGCAUGCUGAAUGAUAACCGGAAGAGACUUCUUUUGAAUCUUCAUUUGGAUCAGUCAUUCAAGAAUGCCUUGGAAAGUUUUCCUGAACUAACAAUAAUUACUCGAGACUCUAAAGCAAAAAGUGGGGGAUCUGCUAUUUCUAAAAUCAAAAUGAAUGGCAAAGCUUAUAAUAAAAAAACUCUAAGAACUUCUAAAACAACUACUAAAUCUGCACAAGAGUUUGCUGUUGAUCCAGAGAAAAUACAGUUGUAUUCUUUGUAUCAUUCACUCCAUCAUUAUAAAUAUCAUGUUUAUCUGAUAUGUAAAGAUGAGAUUUCUUCUGUGCAGAAAAAAAAUGAAGAUUUAGGACAGGAAGAAAUUGUUCAGCUUUGUAUGAAAAAUGUUAAAUGGGUAGAAGACCUAUUUGAAAAAUUCGGAGAACUUUUAAAUCAUGUACAGCAGAAAUGUUCCUAACAUUGCCACAAAAAUUCCAUCUUAUUUUCUGCCACUAAUGAGAUAGCAGAGGCAGGUGGUCAAAGGGGGGCUCUGGAGACCUCAGAUAAUUGAAUGUCAAGCAGUGGUCUUGUGUAGGCACACCUGCUUUGACCAUGAACUUGCAUCGUGGCCUCUGCUAAAGGACAGUGGUGCUGCCAAGGAAGUCAGUCCUUUGGAAAUGAACCUGAAUGUCACCGUGUUUUUAUCCUGAUGAAUGAUUUUUCUAUUUUGUAAACCAUUGGGUAACUGAGUUUUAUUUUCAGAAAUGUUUUUUGACAAAUGAUGAAGCAUGCACUAAAUAUAAUUUUUCUUUAUUGCUAGAGAGAUAACACUUAAGUAACUUGAUUAUUUUUUUCCUGACUCUGACCAAACACCAGAAUGAAAGAGAAGUGGCAGAAAGCGUAUGUUUAUCUUCAUGUCUGACCACAAAACGGAAAGUAUUGUACAUUAUGUAAGCAGAUCUGGUGUGAUAUGACAUUCUGUAUGAGAAUAUCAUCAGUUUAAAAAUGUAAAAUUCAGAAACGGCAUUCUGCUUUAUGAACUUUUACUC